AAUGAUCAAUCAGAAGAGCAAAAGUAGCAUUUGGGAUUAGAUCAGCUGGACAAACGAAUUCACAAAUGAUUUAAAGUGAGUUGGUUGACGCUUGGAAAUGGGGAGCCCGAACAAUAAACGCAUAAUCAAGAUCCAUUUGUAAAGUUGAGGGGGAGGCGUCGAGUCAAACUCAAAUCCGAUGACUUAAUUAUGACAAGGUACUAUAAAUCGUCGGGGAAGAAAUCGGUAAAGCGCCGUCCACCAAUUCCCAAUCCGACUAAUCUCCACGACCACACCAAUUACAAGAUGGCCGCUUUACUUGUUUCAGCUGCUGCUUUUGCGUAUGCUCUCACUCUCAUUUUUCUCUCCAUUUCUUCCAACUCGCUCGGUUUGGAGCCGAGUAUUGAUCGCAUUUACGACGUUCAAGUUGUCAAUGAGUUUCCUCACGAUCCCGAUGCCUUCACUCAGGGGCUUUUGUAUGCAGGAAAUGAUGCCCUUUUUGAAUCUACGGGACUCUAUGGACAUUCGUCGGUUCGGAAAGUUGCUAUUCGGACAGGGAAGGUUGAGGUUAUGCAUAAAAUGGACAACUCUUACUUUGGGGAGGGUUUGACUCUUCUUGGUGACAGGUUGUUCCAAGUCAAUUGGUUGACGAAAACUGGUUUCAUAUAUGACAGAAAUAACUUGAGCAAAGUUAAGAUAUUUAAUAAUCAAAUGAAAGAUGGGUGGGGAUUGGCAACUGAUGGACAAGUUCUAUUUGGAAGUGAUGGAACAUCAACCUUGUAUCAGAUUGACCCUCAGACAAUGAAAGUUGUUAGAAAUCACACUGUCAAGUUUAAAGGAGAUGAAGUAUAUAACCUGAAUGAAUUAGAGUUCGUGGCUGGCGAAGUAUGGGCCAAUGUUUGGGAGACUGACUGCAUUGCAAGAAUCUCGGGCAAAGACGGUCUUGUCUUGGGAUGGAUAUACCUUCCAAAAUUGAGGAAAGGGCUCGUAGCAUCUGGAAACUCUCAGAUUGAUGUAUUGAAUGGCAUCGCCUGGGAUCAGGCGCAAAACCGGAUUUUCAUAACUGGGAAGUUAUGGCCGAAGCUAUAUGAGAUAAAGCUGCAACGGCUGAAGAAGCCAUUCAAAGGCGACAUCAAGAAGCUGUGCAUGCCGCCUGCUGUCCAUUUUUGAUGAAAGGAUUCCAGCUAUGUAUAAAUUCAUCUUACCAAAGUUUUGACAAAGUGGCUGUUGAUUCACUGUAGAUUAUUUAUACCAAAAGAUACUAGUACAAGUAGAAUGUCAAGAACUGCUGGCUUCAUUAGUUUCUCCAAACAAACCUCGUUCACAAUCAAGGCCACAUUUAUAAUUGAGCUACCACAAUUAGAUAGGAACAUUUAGUUCACUUCACAUUUAGGCCACAUUUUUAUUUUCAUAGACUGGAGGGAGUAAAUAAAUUGAUAGGAACAUUUAGUUCACUUCACAAAUAAAAUAAACGUAGCUCCCAACAAUUGAGCUACCACCCAUAACAAUUCCUAGAUCAUCACUAAAGAUUUUGGUAACCAUUAUGUUAAAAUUAAAUUUGUCUAAUGAUAUAAUUUAAAGAUUAUUUCACAAUAAUAGUAGUAUUAUUUAUAGAUAGAUACAAUCCACUAUUUUCAUUUCCUUUGUUAGAUUGCAAAAUAUUUACUUUAUCUGUCUGGAUUAAGUUGAGUUAAAAUUUAUAGGGUCAGAAAUUAAAAAUUAUUGAAAAAAGAAAAGGAAAUAAAUAAAUAAAAAUAAAAAUAGAUAUUAAUGAAUAGGGAGUACUACUUACAAUAUAAUUGUGGAUCACUUUUAGUUUGUCUUUGCACUCAUCCCCCGUCUCAUCUCACCGGGUGAUCAGCUAUUUUAUCUCAUUUCUCUCUCAACGCGCCACUCAUUGCAGAGAAUCAAACACACUUCUCUUCAUUUCUUUAUUCUUAUCUAUUUUAUUUCUAAUUUCUUGUCCGGAGGCCUUCUUCGUUCUCCUUGAUUCCACCAGGGGGAAGGCCAUGUGAGUUUUUUGAGGCGGAAAAGAACUGUUACCGCUCAUAUUAAUUGAGUUACUCUUCUAACUGUUCUGUUAGUGGGUGGCAAAAGGUUGUGAAAGGUUGAGAACAAUGAUGAAGACAGGAUUAAUGAAUGCUUACCAGUUUUCACUUCUUUUAUCUCCUGUUAUUUCUUUUUGGGAAUGUAGUGUGCGCAAGAUGAGGUAUUCAUUCAGACCUGAGUGGGUGUAGGUGUAGGUGUAAGUUCUAUAGAUUUACUGCUUUAAUGUUUCCAAGUUUUGAAUUUUAGUUCAUUAAAGUAUUCAAUAACGUGUUUCGAAAAGAAAUGAAACAAAUUAGCUUUGGUAAUGCAUAUGCCAUAGGGAAGUAUUCUAGGGAAAACAAAGAGGAUAUUCUGGAAAUAUAUUAGGUUGUUAGGACUGUGUAGCGAUAGGGUUUGAGUUGAGUGUGAUUGGAUAUCAUGGAAGGUGCUAAAGUCACUACUGGUGUAAGGAAAGGCAAGAAGAAGCAGGUGAAAGACGAGAUUGAUCUAAUUAAACAGGCUGAGAAGAAAAAGAGACGCCUGGAGAAGGCAUUGGCUACUUCUGCCGCGAUCCGUUCUGAGCUAGAAAAAAAGAAACAGAAAAAGAAAGAAGAACAAGAAAGACUUGACGAAGGUGCUGCCAUAGCAGAGGCGGUUGCUCUGCAUGUCCUACUUGGCGAAGACUCGGACGAUUCAAGUGAACUAAUGCUGGAGAAGGAUGAGGGGCUGGCCUUGUGGGAUCAUGCUAACAACAUGGACAUCAUUGUUGGGAGACACUCUUUGGUUCCUUACCAAGAUUUCCCCAAGUGUUCCCUUGACAAUAUUGGAUUGGUUUCUGAUGCUCACAGAUAUGGGCAUAUGUGGAGUCACUGGGGUAACUCUAACCUGUUGGUCUUAUCUGAUCAUCUCUUUGGAAGAGACGUCUACCCUCAAUAUUUUUCUGAACAAGGAUGGGGCUCCGUGGGUUUAUCUGCUGGUCAUCUUGCUGCUCAGGCUGUUUCGUCACUUAAAAUAGCUGACGAUGCUCACAUUGAUGCUUAUAUGUUCAACCGGAUGCUGAGAGGAUGAAGAAGCAACAAAAAUCUGAGGCAAUCGGUCAAGUUGUUGUGCGAGCACUAGGUUCUGUUUGAAUAAUUUUAUGUAUAUACAUAUGGAGUGAGCUCGGCUGCCCCUUUUGUAUCAUCACAUUUUCAUACUUUGGCUUCAUAUUUAGUGUUUUUCAAUUA
Molecule: messenger RNA, 3233 nt
Organism: Salvia hispanica
Lineage: Eukaryota; Viridiplantae; Streptophyta; Magnoliopsida; Lamiales; Lamiaceae
Product: glutaminyl-peptide cyclotransferase-like
Molecular function (GO): glutaminyl-peptide cyclotransferase activity
Source: RefSeq, a predicted model, not a curated record